AUGAUUUUUCUAAUAUUUUUGUGUUUAUCUCAAGAAUCUCACGUUCAAAAUCAAUUUUCUUUAAUAGCACCAACAAAAUUGUGUUAUUUUAUUUAUAAUAACGGAAUAGAAGUUUUGCCAGUGCCAGUAUUUACUUCUUUAAUAAAUGCAAACAGAUUAAAAAAACAUCUUUUAAACAAAAAUUUAAAUGAAGCUGUAAAAUGUUUACACGACGCGAUUUUAGAAGAACCUUGUGAAAAGCUUACAGAUUUUACUACGGAUCUAAAAAAACUAUUACCAUUAAUCAAGGACUUUGAUCAGUUUAACUUCUUUAAUUUAGAAAAUAUUAUAACUAUAGAUUACAUUAUACAGUUUAAUAAAAGAUUUGAAGCUUUAAAUUUAAGAUCUAUUUCCUUGACACCAUUUAAAGAUUUUAUUAAUAAAUAUACUUGUUAUUUGCGGGCUAAUUCGGACCUACGAGAAGAUUGUAGAAAAACAAUACGAGAGAUAAUACUUACUGUUAGAGUUUAUAAAAAUCUUAUUAUUGAGAUAAAAACAAUAUGGUUUGGAUUGGUACAGUUCAUUGAUAGGAUAAACCAAACAUUCUUUUAA
Messenger RNA from Vairimorpha ceranae, 591 nucleotides. RefSeq lists its product as hypothetical. NCBI's taxonomy places the organism in Eukaryota, Fungi, Microsporidia, Nosematidae. The transcript has a single exon. The coding region runs from base 1 to 591 and encodes 196 amino acids. The record is from RefSeq and is a predicted model, not a curated record.